Molecule: messenger RNA, 3076 nt
Organism: Symsagittifera roscoffensis
Lineage: Eukaryota; Metazoa; Xenacoelomorpha; Acoela; Convolutidae
Product: serine/threonine-protein kinase Nek4-like
Exons: 16
Coding region: 600-2861 (753 amino acids)
Biological process (GO): protein phosphorylation
Molecular function (GO): ATP binding; protein kinase activity
Source: RefSeq, a predicted model, not a curated record
CUUUAUUCGCGUCAUUUAUUUGAUGAAAAUUAUCGUUAUUUAAAAUUCAUUGCAUCUUUUGAAAGAAUAAUGCUUAAAUCAGACUGAUAUACGUAGAGACUUACACGUAAAAAGCACCUGUCGUAUAUUUCAUAUGUGAACAUCGCAAACACUGUGCUUUAAAAUUUUAAAAUUGUACGUGGCAUAAUGUACAUUGGUUAAAAAUGUCCACCUUCUCAUAUUCUUAAAUCGACAUUUUGAUUACCGAUAGUUUGAAUUCUUGGAUGCAACAAAUUAGCGCAACAUUUUCUUAGCUGAAAGCAUUCAGUUUUACCUGAUCUGAACAGAAAUCUUCCCUUUUAACCGACUUCAUUAAAUUUAUUUAUUGAAAAUUUAUUGAUAGAAAACUAUUAAUUGAAAAAUAGUUUAUCAAAAAAUUAUUUGACAGAUUUUUAAUUGAACAUUUCUAUGAUCUGGGUUACUUAUGUUUCAAGGGAGCUGUAGUUCACUAGAAAUUUUAGAUUUGUAAAGUUGAAUUUGAGCACAAAUUUCAUUGCAAAUUUUUUUCUUUGUAAUAACCAAUUUUUGUUUUAAAACUGAUUAUUUGAUUGGUGACCGCGAUGGCUGAUCGAUACGAGAAGAUUGAAAAGAUAGGAGAGGGGAGUUAUGGCCAAGUAUGGAAAGUGAAAUUGAGAGACGACCCAGCCAACUCCAAAAACAAGUUCGUUCUGAAAUUAAUCAGGCUGGAGAAAGCGUCCAAGAAGGAAAGAGAGUAUGCGGAACAAGAGGUUAAACUUCUCAAGACACUCAGUCACCCCAACAUAGUCUCAUUCAAGGAUCACUUCUGGUAUGACUCGAAACAGACGCAGCUGGGGAUAGUGAUGAGUUUGUGUGAGGGGGGAGACCUCUACAAGGUGCUGAAGAGCAAGAAGGGAGGGGGAAAGUUAAGCGAACAUGAAGUGAUGCAGUGGUUCAUUCAGAUUGCACUCGCAGUUCAGUACCUCCACAGCAAAAACAUUCUGCACCGUGACCUCAAAACCCAGAACAUCUUCCUCACCCGAUCCAACCUAGUUAAAGUGGGGGACUUAGGGAUUGCGAGGGAGUUGAAGGAGGACGAGAUGGCCAGCACCCUCAUAGGCACCCCAUACUACAUGAGUCCAGAGAUAUUCCAGAACAUUCCCUACAGCUAUAAGUCCGACAUUUGGUCUCUUGGCUGUAUCCUGUAUGAGAUGACGUCACUCAAACAUGCCUUCACAGCCCACGCAUUUAGCUCACUAGUCCAUAAAAUCAUCAACGGAGAGCCUCCAAAAAUGCCGACUGGCUACAGUAAAGGUGUGUGUGACUUGAUCUCCCGGAUGCUGAACAGAGAAAUAGAAGCCAGACCAAGUGCCAGGGACAUCCUGCAGACACCGUUUGUACAGGAAAAUAUCAAGAAGUUUUUGGAGGAAUCACAAUCCAAACAGAAACGACCCAGCAGUUCCAGUGUCAAGGGCAGGCCUUCUUCUUCAAAACAGAAAGUGGUCAAAAAAUAUUCAUCGGUAGGUCGCAAAAAUAGCGAAAGCAGCGACAACAGCAAAUUGCCAGCCAUCAAUUCAACACCUGAAAAUGUGAAUAACUUUGAUCAAGACAAUAUUCCCACAAUAAAGAAAGUGAACAAUGUGGUUAGUCAGCAGGGAAAAAGCAACAGCGGAAGUAGUUCUAGUCUGAACAAAUCGCCAGUCAAGUCGAAUGUUUUGCCUUCCAAAGCCAAACGUACUGAGUCAGAAAGACGAUCAAACGUGAGUUCCCCCAGAGCCCGAAGAUCAUCUCAUGAAUCAUCAAGUAUCCCAUCUCCGAAAAACAACACCCCCAAAAAGAACUCAUUAGGGGGGUCAUUGCCACCUACACCUACUCUAUUGCAAGAGCAAUUACCACGACCAUCCUCGAGUAAACCUAAAUCAAAUCGACCUGUGUCCGGGCGACCCCAAAGCGUGAGGAAAGUAUCUGAACCCGUCAAAAGUGCAGCCACUCCGUCUCAUAUCAGGAAAAGCAGUGCUUCCUCUGUAGCUUCAGUUUCUUCAGUAGGAUCAGAUUCAGAAGUGCGUCGUUCCAAAGCGCGUGAAGAAAGGUUGAGAAAGAAAGAACAAGAGUACGCCGAGAAAUUAGUGAAAGACAAAAUAAAAGAGAAAGUACCCGAAGAAAUUACGGAGCAGGAAGAAGUGUUGAAGCCUUAUAGUAGCAAUUCAAACGGCAACAAAGAAGUCAGCCGAAAUCAUUCUCCCGAUGACGACGAAACAGACUCGACUUGUCCAAACAGCGAACUAGAUCAGACUAUAGUUCAACGGCCAGUGAUAUCGGACAAUUGUGUACAGAACUCUUCCCCGAGUCAAGUCGAGAGUCCGCCUUCUGGGUCUCCGAGAUGGGCCGAGAAGCUGCCGGUUGAGAGAAAAGAAUCAGUUUCAAGUGAUGUUAGCCACGAAGCAAACGUUGAACUGGAGGAAUUUGUGAAUGUUUUGAGUGAAACUCUCAACCAGCAACAACUUGACAAUGAGUUCCCCGAACUUGUAAACAACCAUGAUCAACAAGUCAACAUAUCAGCAAAUACUCUUGAGCCUGAAAUGAUGCAGACGAUCACUAUGAGUGCGAAGCCGAAAGACAGAGUGGCAGUUAUUGAGAGGGAAUUGGAAAAUGUGUUCGAUGAAGAAAAGAUUAAAGUAUGCAUGCAGAUAUUAUUGAAUUCAAAUCCAACCGACAAUGAGGAAAGCACAGAGGAAACACUGACAGACAUUCUUGGUGGGAAGGAGAUUUUUGAGAAGUACAUCGGACGUUUCUGGCACCUCAUGAUUCUUUCCAAGUCUUCAGUGUCCAAAUAUGGAAUCAAUAAUGCGACACUCAAGAACUAAACGGGACGAAAAUUGAUGUUUAAAAACUCAUUUCAAUGCUAAAACCCUUCCCUUGAUGAAUUGUCGAAGUCAUUUUUAUUCUUUCUUGUUGCGUUUAUUUUUGAAAAAAUAGUGCAGCCAAUUUGGCGCGUAGGACUAUCCAAGUUUUUUCUUCUUCAUACGUUGUCAUAUCUUUGCUUUUUCUGUUAGAUUCGGUUACACAUAUGAAAAAAAAC